Varanus komodoensis (Komodo dragon) is the source of this 840-nucleotide messenger RNA. Its product is annotated as testis-specific serine/threonine-protein kinase 1-like. The coding region runs from base 1 to 840 and encodes 279 amino acids. Gene Ontology annotation, biological process: intracellular signal transduction; protein phosphorylation; microtubule cytoskeleton organization. The record is from RefSeq and is a predicted model, not a curated record. The transcript has a single exon. Gene Ontology annotation, cellular component: cytoplasm. Gene Ontology annotation, molecular function: protein serine/threonine kinase activity; ATP binding; tau-protein kinase activity. Lineage: Eukaryota; Metazoa; Chordata; Lepidosauria; Squamata; Varanidae.
AUGGAUGACGCUGCUGUUCUUAAGAAAAAAGGUUAUAUUUUGGGAGGUAUUCUUGGGGAGAGCUCCUUUGCUAAAGUGAAAUCGGCCUACUCGGAACGCCUAAAAUUCAACGUGGCUGUAAAAAUCACAGACAGGAGGAAAGUUCCGACGGAGUUCUUAGAAAAAUUUCUGCCCCGGGAGCUGGAGAUUUUGUCCACUGUGAACCACUGCUCAAUCAUCAAGAUCUACGAAAUCUUCGAGACCUCUGGGAAAGUGUACAUCGUGAUGGAGCUCGCGGUGCAGGGAGACCUGCUGGAAUUUAUCAAGAGCAACCGCGGGCUUCCGGAGGAAGUGGCUCGCAGGAUGUUUCGCCAGCUGUGCUGUGCUGUGAAAUACUGCCAUGACUUAGACGUGGUGCAUCGGGACCUCAAAUGUGACAACGUCCUGCUGGACAAGGACAUGAACGUCAAAUUGUCCGAUUUUGGGUUUUCCAAGCGGUGCUUCCGGGAUGGGAACGGCAAAAUCAUUCCCAGCCAGACCUUCUGUGGUUCUGCAGCUUAUGCUGCUCCAGAGGUCAUCCAGGGGAUACCUUACCACCCCAAAGUUUAUGAUAUGUGGAGCUUGGGUGUUAUCCUGUACGUCAUGGUCUCCGGGUACAUGCCGUACGAUGACUCCAACGUCAAGCGGAUGCUCCGGCUGCAGAAGGAACACCGAGUGCUCUUCCCAGAGUAUUUGAGCAUCGAGUGCAAAGAUCUAAUUUUCCGCAUGCUUCAGCCUGAUGUUUCUCAUCGGUUACGGAUUGAAGACGUGCUGAACCAUGUUUGGGUGCAGGGAAAGCGCCUGAAGUCACACAGACUGUGA